AUGCGCUUCGCCUCGGCCGCCUCGCGCGUCCUCGCCGCCGUCACCGCCGGGCGCCUCUGCGCCGCGGCGCUCGACGUCGCCGGGGCCAUGGAGCGCGCCAAGCCGUCGACCAAGCAGUGCUCGGGCACCCAGGACGGCGGCGGCGACGAGUGCCGCACCGCCGCCCAGGCCGCGCCGCACAUUGUCGACUCGUUCCGCGCGCACAACAUCAGCUGCGUCCAGGAGGCCGCCUGCCUCGUCUCCCUCAUGCUGCUCGAGUCGGCCGGCCUGCAGUUCAAGCACAACGUCAGCCCCAGCCCCGGCGUGCUCGGCCAGGGCACCGCCAACAUGCAGUCGCCCAAGUUCAAUCUGCUCUACGCAAAGGACGUCGUCGCCAAGCUCCCCGACGACCUGGCCAAUGCCACCGACGCCGACGGCCUCGGCAAAUCCCAGAAGGCGGCCAUGAUGGCCCUCGUCACCCAGGACAACCUCAACUUUGCCAGCGCCGCCUGGUUCCACAAGACGCAGUGCGCCGACCAGGCCGUCAAGGCCAAGCUGCGCGACGGCGGCCUCGAUGGCUGCGGCGAUUAUCUCCAGACCUGCGUCGGCACCAAAAAGGACGACCCCUCCCGCGUCGCGCUGAACGAGCAGGUCUACAAGGAGAUGGGCGUCGACUCGGCCCAGCAGUGCGUCCCGCUGUGGGAGUGCUAG
This is a messenger RNA of Hirsutella rhossiliensis, 690 nucleotides long. RefSeq lists its product as uncharacterized. The record is from RefSeq and is a predicted model, not a curated record. Lineage: Eukaryota; Fungi; Ascomycota; Sordariomycetes; Hypocreales; Ophiocordycipitaceae. The transcript has a single exon. Bases 1 to 690 code for a protein of 229 amino acids.